Artibeus jamaicensis (Jamaican fruit-eating bat) is the source of this 848-nucleotide messenger RNA. It is a transcript of the gene CABP2, whose product is annotated as calcium binding protein 2. The record is from RefSeq and is a predicted model, not a curated record. The coding region runs from base 55 to 738 and encodes 227 amino acids. NCBI's taxonomy places the organism in Eukaryota, Metazoa, Chordata, Mammalia, Chiroptera, Phyllostomidae. The transcript has 7 exons. Gene Ontology annotation, molecular function: calcium ion binding.
CACGGCAUCUGCGGAGGCCCAGCCCCGGGCCGUCCCCGGGACUCUAGGCUUGGCAUGGUUUGGGGGCCCAUGGGCAACUGUGCCAAGCGGGCCCAACCCCGGAGGCCUAAGGACAGCUGGCAGUGGCCCGGCUCCCCCACAGGGGGCUCCCACCACAGCCCGGGCCCCAGCCUCAGCCCUGAGGAGCAGGGGGGCCCCAGGCCGGGCGUCCAGAGCUACUCGGUGCUCAGCAGCCUGGUGGGGCCUGCCUGCAUCUUCCUGCGGCCCAGCAUCGCGGCCACCCAGCUUGACCGGGAGCUGCGGCCGGAGGAGAUUGAAGAGCUGCAGGUCGCCUUUCAAGAGUUUGACCGAGACCAGGACGGCUACAUCGGCUGCCGGGAGCUGGGCGCCUGCAUGCGGACGCUGGGCUACAUGCCCACCGAGAUGGAGCUCAUUGAGAUUUCCCAGCAAAUCAGUGGUGGGAAGGUGGACUUUGAAGACUUUGUGGAGCUGAUGGGCCCCAAGCUGCUGGCCGAGACGGCGGACAUGAUUGGAGUCCGGGAGCUGAGGGACGCCUUCCGAGAGUUUGACACCAACGGGGAUGGCUGCAUCAGCUUGGGGGAGCUCCGAGCUGCCCUCAAGGUCCUGCUGGGGGAGCGCCUCAGCCAGCGGGAGGUGGACGAGAUCCUUCACGACAUUGACCUCAAUGGGGAUGGCCUGAUCGACUUCGAAGAGUUUGUACGAAUGAUGUCUCGCUGAGCCUGCACAGAAGCUGGAGGCAGCGGAGGGGACUUGGGUGCCCUGGAAGCCCAUGUCUCCAGCUGGACCCUCUGCCUCUCUUCCCUGCCCACCCCCCUGCCUGUGUGCAA